This is a messenger RNA of Anopheles funestus (African malaria mosquito), 4663 nucleotides long. RefSeq names its product START domain-containing protein 10-like. The record is from RefSeq and is a predicted model, not a curated record. Gene Ontology annotation, molecular function: lipid binding. The transcript has 5 exons. Bases 1460 to 2662 code for a protein of 400 amino acids. Lineage: Eukaryota; Metazoa; Arthropoda; Insecta; Diptera; Culicidae.
CUCCACCAAAGCGGUUCGUGUGUUUAUGAAUGGCAAAUACGCUCACAUCAUAUGCCACACAACAGUCCUAUACCGCUCGGAUCGGAAUAAUCAGCGAGAGCACAGAGAGAGCAACACACCGAGCUCGGGUGGUCAGCUAAAUAAUCGCUUAAACCGAUCCGUUCUACUUAUCGGAAAGUAUAUCACACUUCCUAUAUAGCGCUCUCCGCACAGCACAGUAAACAGGCCGAACAUUGCAAACUUUUCGAGCAGCUCGCAAAAGCAUAACUGCUCGAAAAUGGUAACUUCGCUCUCGUAUUUGGUGCUUCGCGGAUAGCAUACUUCCGUGGACCAAAGCAUACUCGGUGCUGCAGCAAACCGUGCGGAGUAACCGUUUAACCGUCAUUGCGUACGGAUCAACUGCCGGGUGUGCGUGACCUGUGUGUCUCACUAGCCGCAUCGACGUGUCGUCGCGUGUCACGUUGGUCCUGUACCCGUUGUUUUUGCGAUGGUGUUGGUGCUGGUAGCGUUUAUUGUGUGCCACGGUGCGAAGAUAAUGCUGCAGUUUGGUGCGUGAUUUUUUUUUCUGUUGGUUCGUGUGUUGUCUUUCCCUUGUUUGGCUUAUGCUAGAUGAAGUUUGGUGGAUCGUUUAUGGUGUGAAUGAUAAUUCCGGCGGCUAGAAAUACUGGUUGUAAACGGCCCUUUCCAACGACUAUGAGGAUUAAAAGUGGAUUCUCCACGAGAGAUUGCUCCUACACUGCAGUAAGUGGUAGUUUUGGGCAGAUUGUAUGGGUGUCACUUGAUGUGCGAUAGUUAAUAAACUUGCCCAAUUACUUUGAGCUUUGAAGUAGGUCUAUAUAAAAUAAUCAUCCUUAAGGAAGAUUGUGACAAUCAGAAGUGUUGUUUAAACAUUAUUUCAAUAUUUACCACAACCGUGACAGUGUUUAGAAAACGAUUUGUGAAAUAAAAGCACCCCCAAAAAGUUACACAAAUAACGAGUGAAAUAAAUCAUGCAAAUUGCAGGCAAAUUUGCCGAUAAAACGCUUCCCAUGCAGUGCGCCUAUCUGUGACCACGCAGAUAAUGCAGACAAGUUUGUUGUUGAACUGCAUUUAAUCAACCAUUUGGCCGAGUGAAGCUUCCAUGCAACCGCGGAUAGUAGCGUAGAUCAACCAAAGGAUGGUGCAAUGAGUAAACAACAGCGGUAGAAACAAAAAAAUAAAGCAAACCCUGCACCAAAGGUGGAAAUGCGACGAUAGGGAACACAAACCCAUCCAAACCGUACCACGUGUGCACUGCUGCGUGUGUUUGUGUGUGUGUGUCUGUAUGUAUGUUUUGCAUUGCAAAAGAACAACGGCAAGAGCGAGAGCGAAACGAGUAGAGAUUGGGGCGGAAAAGGGCACCCAAAACAAAACUCGCGUGUGAGCGAAAAAGGCGUAUAGCGUAGAAUAACCCGUACAACCGUACCACAGCAAGGCACGAAUGGCACGAAUAGCGGACGACAGUGACUUCGAAGCGCUGAAACGACUGGUCGACAAUCACGACGGUUGGACGCUGGAGCUGUCCAAAUCCGACACGGAGGUUUACACGCGGCCAGUGCCCGGCUGCAACUUCAAUAUGGUAAAGAUUCACACCGAGUUUGCCGACGUCACCGCCGACAUCGUGUUCGAUGUGCUGCACGAUCCGGACUAUCGGAAGGUUUGGGAUUCGCAUAUGCUCGCCAGCGAGGAAAUCGGCAUACUGAACGUCAACAAUGACGUCGGUUACUACGCAAUGUCCUGUCCACCUCCGCUCAAGCCACGAGAUUUUGUCCUGCAACGAUCCUGGCUCGAUACUGGACCGCAAGGCGAACAGAUGCUCCUAUCCCGUUCGGUACCCCACAAAAACUAUCCACCUAAGAAGGGUUACGUACGGGCAAUGUCGUACAUUACCGGUUUCGUACUGCGAACGAAUAAAAACUCAAAGACUGGCUGUAUACUUAAGUACGUAGCGCACUGUGACCCGCAGGGUACGCUACCGCCCUGGCUGGUGAACAAGGUAACGCACACGCUCGGACCGCGCAUGGUGAAGGACCUUAAGAAGGCGGCCCUAGGGUAUGCAGGCUGGAAACAAACGCAACCGCAUCUGCGAAAACCGUGGCGCUUUCCGGAAGAGAUCCGUUGCCCAAGGAUAUCUAUCGAGGAUUGUCUUGAUACGGUCACAGUUCCACUAGCACUACCACCAGCAACAGGGUCACCGAAAACCGUUCAACAACAGCAACAAACUACGACACAACCCCAACAGCAAACUCCAACCCAACGGAAGCUACCCCAGCUGAAAACGCAAACGAAUGGUCGCGUGUUGCCGAUACUGCACAAAAAGGCUCAAUCGACACCGGCGUCACCGGUCGUGGAAGAAGCGAAAUUUCUCAAGCGUGACGACCUGAAGGAAAAACUCGACGAAAAGCGCAAGGACGAGAAGAAAAAGCAAAAGGAUUCCAAAGAGGCCAAAGCCAAGGAUGGGAAGGAAAGCUUAAAAAGCACCAAGGAGCUAGAAAAGGAAGCAAAGGCAGCGGCGAAGGAAAGCAAAAAGCUUAGCAAGGCAGCGGCAAAGGAAGCGGCAGCCGCAGAAAGUGCGGUCGCGAAAAAGGAGAAAAAGGAGAAAGGUCUCACCAAGCGGAGGUCUUUGUUGAAUUUGAAGUUUUAGUUAGCUGUAGGGAAAAGGUUGACAACGAGAAAGCAGUAGGAGAGAAGCAUGCCAGAAGCGAUAAAACUGGAUUAGCUUAACUGGGGGUACAUACAGGGUGUUGAUUGAGACUUUAUCAGUAUUAUGCAUCGAAGAAGAAUCGUAUAAAAAGGCACAAUCAAUUCAUGCUCGAAUCGAACCCUGCCUUCGCAAGGAGAAGGGACAAUUGGAACAAAAUACAAUAAUGGGACGAUACGAAAACAAAGAUAAGUUUUAAACGCUCGUAAACCAAAAAUACACAGUUACGAUUUUUACUGCAGCCUAUAGAGUUAUACCAAUCAAAAUGUUGUACAGACACACUCCCGGUAACUGGUAGGGACAGUGGAACCCAACGUCGGUUGUAACUUCACCUUAGCGUUGUACAGUAACGCAUCGAAUCGCACCCAAUUCCAGGGUUAUCUGUCACACUUUAUGGCAUCUGUUAGGUUAAAAAAAUUGUUGAUCGGCUGCAAACAUACGCACUAAAAAUUAAUAUAUUUUAUCAGCAUAAUACUCAUCAAAUUAUUGGUACGAACAAUUACAAUUUUUAGUACAACAGUUGCCUUCAGUCAUUAGCUUUCGAACUUUGAAGUCAAUUCUUGGCAACGAUUAUGUAUUAGGCGGCUCAUACAGAUUAUGGUUAUUAUAUUAUUUUUCGCAAAACCUCAUUCAAUUUAUCUUUAUGAUGUGUAAAUAAGCAUUAAAAACCAAUACGAACCGUGAACAAUAUCUUGAUUGCUCCCUAGGAGUGUGUUGAAUGUAAAUGUGUUUGUUAGACCGUUAGGAUAGUAAGUAAAACUGUACAUCAUGUUUGAAAAUGAACCACAAACGAACAAAACCAAACAGCCAUCGGAAACAAAGUGAUAACAUACUUAGAACAGCCUAGCUAACCGUUACUACAGUGCAACGGUUACAUUGUGCUAAAAACUGUACUAAAACUAACCUGUACGUUCGGAGUGAGAUCGUAUAACUAAAUAUGCUGUUUUCUCACGUUUGCAUAAAACGGCAACGAUAAGAGUUAAGCCUGUCGGUGCAUUAAAAUAAAAUCUUUGAUCUCUAUUCUAAGAAGAUCAGUUAGAUAGAUCACACAACAAAAAAAGGAACGCGAACGACAAUUAGAAUGUAAGACUAUUCUUAACGCUAUCGCAUCAAAUUACUACUACUAUUACAAUAAUUGUAAACUCUCCACCCCCUUUCCUGUGGCCUUUCCUCCUUUCUUCUUUAAGCUGUGUAAAAUAUUCACUAAAAACACAUACAAAACGUCAGACUUAUAGACAUGUAAGCAUGGGGACGAUAAGAGACGAACCUUUUAGGUAGGAGCUAACAAAUAUGAGUAGAAAUGGAAAUGAAAGUUUUUUUUCCCGAAAAACGAACCAAUUACUGUCGCGUUGUGAUUAGUAUGGAACGAAAACGAUUUAAAAAAAACACGAAAAACAAAAUGUCCGUUUGGUUGAAAUGAUGAUAGUGUUGCGGUAGUGCGUAUAUUCUCUACUAAGGUAAAAAAAAAAUAUCCUAACGCAACAGGAAAGCGAUCUCUGUGCGAUCUUAGCGCAACGGUAUCAAUCAUCAAUAUCGAGUAGAUGUCGUGGCAACAAAGUGGCAACGCAUCAACACACAUUGUUGUAGUACAGUUGAGUCCUUUUUCUAACAACUCUCGAUCACUUUCCGAUCAAUGGUUUUUAUUUGUACGAACGUUGUAAGUGUAUGUUGUGUGUGUCUGUUGGUAUGUAUAGUAAUGUACUUUUUGCGUGUGAGUUUAGGUAUAUGCCACUAGUGACGUUGAUUAGCAGCAGGACUGAUAAUAGUUGUGUGCAUAAAGGAAAAUGUUAAAAGGUGGUUCGGUGCGGUAAGCACUAACAGUUGGUAGUUGGAUUUGUGGGAAACAUUAAAGUUAAUCCGGGUGUGCGAAUGUGUGCUGUAAUUACGUUGAAGUUGUAGGUUGUUGAAAUAAAAUCAGUCAAAACCCGAUGGUGUUAAAUUGAA